Molecule: messenger RNA, 1630 nt
Organism: Syzygium oleosum
Lineage: Eukaryota; Viridiplantae; Streptophyta; Magnoliopsida; Myrtales; Myrtaceae
Exons: 2
Coding region: 60-1118 (352 amino acids)
Source: RefSeq, a predicted model, not a curated record
CUCUCCCUCUCUCUCUGUGUAAAAACGAACUCUUGAUUCGAUCCUUUGUCUCAACGGAAAUGGCGAUCUUCCCCAACGGUUCGAGGGCCACCUGGGCGCCGUCCCUCAAGGCCCUGCUCGCUUCCACCCUCGUCAUCUCCGCCGCCGUCCUCCUCAAGCUCUCCCUCCCGGCCAUCGCCGGCCUCGUCCCUUCCCUCCACGCCCUCCUCCUCCCCUGGCUCCGCCCUCCUUACCUCUACAUCCUCGUCAACUGCAUCAUCAUCUCCAUCGUCGCUUCCUCCCGGCUCCACCGCCGCGGGGCGGACGACGGCGGCGGCGAUGGCGAUGGCGAUGGCCGCCUGGCGCCGGGGGUCGCCGCGGCCGUGUACGCGGCUACCCCGGCCGAAGCGGCGGUCCGCGCUCCGGCGGAGGACCUGAAGGCGCCGGAGGUCGCGAGGGUGGGGUACGGCGGCUACGGCGACGGUUACGGUGGGAGGUUGGUGGAGGUGGUGGGGGGUGGCGCGUACGGCGCUGGGGCUUUGGAGGAGGCGGAAGCGGAUGAGGAGGUCGUGGUGGCCGUGGACGGCGGUGACGAGCCGGUGGUUCCGGAGCCGGCGAGUCCGCUGCGGAGGAACGAUUCUUCGGACUUCUCGUUCUUGAGUCCGAACGAGGAUCGGAGAGAAAAACCGCCCGUUUCGACGAGGUUCGGUCAUCGGAAGCCGGCCAAAUCAAGUCCCGAAGUUGGGAGGCAGUUGCGGGUCUCGAGGCCGAAGCGGAACGACACGCUGGAGAGUACGUGGAGGACGAUCACCGACGGUCGCGCGAUGCCGCUGGCGAGGCACCUGAGGAAGUCCGACACCUGGGACUCCCACGGCCGGCGGAACGACGAGAACAGCCCCCCGCCGCCGCCCCCGAAGAUGAAGAAGUCGGAGACCUUCGCCACCCGCCCCGGCCCCACCAACCGGCCGGCGAGCCCGUCGCCGGGCUCGGGGAGGCUGAGGAGGGACCCGUCGCUGGGCCAGGACGACCUGAACCGCCGCGUCGAGGCCUUCAUCCGGAAGUUCAACGAGCAGAUGAGGCUGCAGCGGCAGGAGUCCCUGAACCAGUUACAGGAAAUGAUCAAUCGUGGGGCCGGCUAAAUCUACGAUUCUUGGUGAAGCCGGACCCAUUUUCCUUUCUGGGAAAAAAUUUAGUGGGGGUAGAGAAAAUGAAUAGAGAAUUGGAGUUGGGAGGCAUGAGUUUCUGUCUGUGAAAAGUUACCAAGUUCUUUUUUUCUAGUUGGGUAUAAUUAUAGAAAUGUUAAGAAAGCAAAAGAAUGAAAAGGACGCUGGAUUUUUUACUAUCGUUCAGUCGUUUUCUUGGUCCACAUCCGGUUUCUUUCUUUCUUUCUUUCUUCGACAUUGGCUUGGCUAUGGUCUGGUUUGGUGUUCUUAGCAUGAUGAUUAGGACAACCUUUCGGUUGCACUGAGGAAUGCAAUUUGAGGCUUAGUGGCGGGUGGAGGAGGAUUGGUGGGACUCGAGACACUCCAUUGCCAGAAAAAAACACUAGUGGAACCGAAGGAUUGGGCGGCUUCCCGUUCGUGGGAGGGUCGUGCAAAGUUUCCUGUUCUUCUUCAGUUGUCUCGUUCAAUGCAUUUCAUUCUCAGUGACC